Poeciliopsis prolifica (blackstripe livebearer) is the source of this 2369-nucleotide messenger RNA. It is a transcript of the gene znf143b, whose product is annotated as zinc finger protein 143b. Gene Ontology annotation, cellular component: PcG protein complex; transcription regulator complex. NCBI's taxonomy places the organism in Eukaryota, Metazoa, Chordata, Actinopteri, Cyprinodontiformes, Poeciliidae. The transcript has 15 exons. Bases 94 to 2061 code for a protein of 655 amino acids. The record is from RefSeq and is a predicted model, not a curated record. Gene Ontology annotation, biological process: regulation of transcription by RNA polymerase II. Gene Ontology annotation, molecular function: DNA-binding transcription factor activity, RNA polymerase II-specific; RNA polymerase II cis-regulatory region sequence-specific DNA binding.
ACGCCUUGCGGGACCAAUAGGAAGCCACUUCACAAAGAACCACCCAAUCAUGUCCCGUAGUAGAAUGAUAGGCGGGACAACAAUAGGUCAUACAUGUUCCUGGUUCGUGAACGUCUCUGGUCGUUUCCUGCACUGUUGCAUGGUGGUCGAACACGAGGAAUUGUUGGAAAUUUUCAGAGCUGCAGCAUGCUCUUGGCCCAGAUCAACCGGGACUCCCAGGGAAUGUCCGAGUUUCAUGAUGCGGACGGGCAGCCGGUCACACUCUGUCUGACGGAGGCUGUGACAGUGGCAGAUGGUGAUCAGAUGGAGAACAUGGACACAGUGAGCCUGCAGGCUGUCACUCUUGCAGAUGGUUCCACUGCGUACAUCCAGCAUGAGUCCAAAGCUUCCUUCUCUGAUGGACAGAUCAUGGACGGUCAGGUGAUCCAGCUGGAGGAUGGCUCUGCUGCCUACGUCCACCAUGUGUCCAUGCCUAAAACAGGAGGGGAGAGUUUACAGCUCGAAGACGGCCAGGCUGUCCAGUUAGAAGAUGGUACAACUGCCUACAUUCACACUCCCAAAGAAACGUACGACCAGAGCGGCUUGCAGGAGGUCCAGCUAGAGGAUGGAAGCACCGCCUACAUCCAGCACACGGUGCACAUGCCGCCGCCCAACACCAUCCUGGCCAUCCAGGCUGACGGCACCAUCGCAGACCUGCAGGCCGACGCCGCGGCUAUCGACCCAGAAACCAUCAGUGUGCUUGAACACUACGGCACCAAGGUGGAGAACGUGGAAAAUCCCUUGGGGUCGUUUGGCAGAGUGGAAGCAGACAGCGGUGUCCACAUGAGGAUUGUGCUGCAGGGCCAAGACAACAGGCAACCAAGAGUGACAAAUGUUGGAGAAAAAUCUUUCCGCUGCGACUACGAAGGCUGUGGCAAGCUCUACACCACUGCCCACCACCUCAAGGUACACGAGCGCUCGCACACUGGUGAUAAACCGUACGUCUGCGAAUAUCGGGGCUGCGGAAAGAAGUUUGCAACAGGUUACGGACUGAAGAGUCACUCGCGGACGCAUACAGGGGAAAAGCCAUACAGAUGUCAGGAGAUGAACUGCUGCAAGUCCUUUAAAACCUCCGGAGACCUUCAGAAACACACGAGGACUCACACAGGGGAGAAGCCCUUCAAGUGCCCAGUGGAAGGCUGCGGCCGCUCCUUCACCACGUCCAACAUCCGCAAGGUUCACAUACGGACGCACACGGGGGAGCGGCCGUACUACUGCUCCGAGCCCAGCUGCGGCCGCUCCUUCGCCAGCGCCACCAAUUACAAGAACCACAUGAGGAUCCAUACAGGAGAGAAGCCGUACGUUUGCACUGUGCCCGGGUGUGAAAAGCGUUUCACCGAAUACUCCAGCCUGUACAAGCACCAUGUGGUUCACACGCCCUGCAAGCCCUACAACUGCAACCACUGCGGCAAGACCUACAAGCAGAUCUCCACGCUCGCCAUGCACAAACGCACCACGCACAACGACUCCGAGCCCAUCGAGGAGGAGCAGGAGGCCUACUUCGAGCCACCGGCAGACGCCAUCGACGACCCAAACGUGAGCUACACACCGGCCGUGGUGGACACGGACGACUCGGAACCGAUCCCAGUGGACUCCUCGGACAUGUCCGGUCAGCCGCAGGUCGCAUUGGUAACGCAGGAAGAUGGAACACAACAGGUCAGCAUCUCUGAAGCAGACCUGCAAGCGAUGGGUGGCACAAUCACCAUGGUCACCCAAGAAGGCACCACCAUAACCAUCCCAGCGCACGAACUGGCAACGCAAGGCGCACAUUCGGUUACCAUGGUGGCGACCGACGGCUCUGACGAACAGGUGGCCAUCAUGACACCCGACAUGGCGUCGUUCCAAACCGUGGAGGAAGCAAACUACAGCCAGGACCAAGAGGAUCUCCAUCCGGUCACGUUACUGGCCACGCCCAACGGCACUCACAUCGCCGUUCAGCUGAGCGAUCAGCCUUCUCUGGAAGAAGCCAUUAGAAUAGCCUCCAGGAUACAGCAAGGAGAAACCCCCGGCCUGGACGACUGAUUGGCUGACGACUCCGCAUGGACAAUGAAUGAAGACCAAGACCAUUUUUUCAAAUGGACUAUAUAUGUCUAUAUACAGAUAUGCAUAUUUGGGAGAAAUCAUGUCUUCCCCAUUCUGUUUUCACAACUGAACUCUGCUUUUACGUGUAAAUAGGAUUUUGAUAACUGAAGCUGCGUCACGCUAUUUUGUCUCUCUCGCGGAAAAAUGGAAGAGGGAAUUAAUGCUUUCUAAUGUCGCUGAAUGCACAGUGCAGUGUACAGAAAAUGCUAUUUCUAAAAUAAAUAAACAAAAAUUAAAGAUUGCCUGGA